Molecule: messenger RNA, 1014 nt
Organism: Blepharisma stoltei
Lineage: Eukaryota; Ciliophora; Heterotrichea; Heterotrichida; Blepharismidae
Source: the annotation of a GenBank genome assembly
AUGUUCUGGGCAUCAACUCUUGCAAAAGGCAGCUCCGUAGUUUUAACUCCUGGGUCCAAUGAUUGGGAUAUGCUUCACUUAUCACAAAUAAUCCUCAAAUCAGGCUCUUCAGUUGAAUCAACCAAUGUGUUUGUAUCAUCUAAGGGACAAAUACAUCCACUGGCAUGUCUUAAAAAUGACCAUGACUCUGAGUUCGUGGACUUGUACUUCAGUAAAAAUGAUAGCAUAACUAUCAGUUCUGAAGGUCCUGGAGAGGUCACACUUCUUGGUUAUGCAGAAGCUGAAGAAGAUGAAAUUGAGGCUCAAGAAUUCAGUGAUACUGAAGAAGUCCCAAAGCUUGUACCUGGGAGCGAGUCAGAAAGCGAUGAAGAAACAAACGAAGUCUUACCUGUAAAGAGACCUAUUCAAGCUCAAAAACCUGGCCAGCCAGAGAAUAAACCAAAACAAAAAGUCAUACAAAAAGCAGCAGAAAGUGAAGAGUCAUCAGGAGAUGAAGAAGAUUUAGAAGAAAAUGAAUCUGAGGACGAAGAAGAAAACCAAGAAAAGUUCGUGGAAUUCGGAAAUGAAAAAUCAAUGAUAAAAACACAUAAAAAAGAUUUCAGAAAGGAAGGAAAUAGGGAUUUCAGAGGCAAAAGAAAUUUUGAACCUAGAGGGAGAUCAAAUGAUAAUUUCAGAGGAGGAAGCAGCUUUAAAAAGAGAGAUUUUGGAGGAGAUAGAGACUCAGGAGAUUUUCCAAGUAAAAGAGGCAGAUUUAAUAGCAAUAGAGAAGGAGGCUUCAGAGGAAAAUCCGAUUUUGGAUCAAGGAGAGGAGGAGAUUUCAGAGGAGGUAGAGGUGGAAACUUCCGAGGUGGCAGAGGUGGAAACUUUCGAGGUGACAGAGGUGACAGAGGAGACAGAGGUGACAGAGGAGAUAGAAGAGGAGGAUUCAGAGGUGGAAGAGGAGACAGAAGGGGCGACAGAAGAGGAGGAUUUAGAGGUGGUCGCGGUGGCGAUUUUCGAAGACAAAGAAACUAA